Colletotrichum chrysophilum is the source of this 1119-nucleotide messenger RNA. RefSeq lists its product as uncharacterized. The transcript is spliced from 3 exons. The record is from RefSeq and is a predicted model, not a curated record. The coding region runs from base 1 to 1119 and encodes 372 amino acids. NCBI's taxonomy places the organism in Eukaryota, Fungi, Ascomycota, Sordariomycetes, Glomerellales, Glomerellaceae. Gene Ontology annotation, molecular function: flavin adenine dinucleotide binding.
AUGGUUGCUGGUGGCCGCGAAAACGCGGUCGGCAUUGGCGGUCUUACAACGGAUGGCGGCAAAACAUUCUACACCUGUCGAGUCGGAUUCGCAUGUGACCAGGUCGUCAACUACGAAGUCGUCCUUGCCGACGGUAGCAUCGUGCAGGCGAACGAUCAGGAGCACUCUGACCUCUUCAGAGUCCUCAAAGGCGGCGGCAACAACUUUGGGAUCGUAACUGGCUUCGACAUGGUGAGGUUCCCCUCAAAGGACAUCUGGGAUGCGGAGCUUGUACAUGCCAAAGAGUCGGCCCCAGAAGUCGUUCACGCGCUGACCGACUUUGUUGGCAACCUCGAGGCUCACCCGGAUGCUCAUGUCCUGGCAAUGUGGAUGUACCUGCCAAAGGCCGAUGACCACUUCAUCGAGAACCUAUUGAUGAGCCUGGACGGCGAGCAGGAGGCCAAAUCCUUGAGUAAGUUUUUGGCUAUACCUGGGCAGGUCAAGUCCAAGACGACCACGAUUGCGACCAAGAUGGAUACAUUCGCGUUGCCAAAAGCUAGAGAGCAUACUUGGUUCACCACAACCUUCAAGAACGACCCGCGAAUCAGUCAAAAGGCGGCUGACGUCUUUGAGAGCCUCGUCAAGAUGAUGAAGGGCCAAGUCCCAGACCACGACUUCGCUUUCCAGAUGGUUCUGCAGCCGCUUCCCGUAUCAUUCGGCAAACACUCGGCGGUUCGUGGGGGCAACAUGUUCGGACUCGAGCACAUCAAGGAUGACUGCGUGCUGCUGGUAUGGACUGUGGAAGUGCCAACGCCGGAAAUGCGGACGACUGUCGCGUUCCCGGCCCUCAAGGGAGCCAUUGACGAAAUCGAGGCUUACGCCAAGUCACUCAACGGCGAUGUCAAGUUCCGCUACCUGAACUACUGCGACGCCUCGCAAGACCCGCUGGGCAGUUACGGCGAAGAGAACGUCCGCAAGAUGCGCGAGGCUGCAGAAAAGUACGAUCCAGCGGGGUUUUCCAAAGAAGAGUGCCCGGUGGCUUCAAGAUCUCAAAGGCGAACGUGGCAUGAGGCCCAGAUGAUGGCUGCUGUAACUCUGAGACCUAUCGUCGCGUCGAUGCUGUCGGCCUGCAUGCGAUGA